AUGACUACCAACACUAAAGAGGUUAUAAUAUUAGGGGCAUCAUACGCAGGAGUGUUAGCCUUAAAAACAUUACUUUCGAGAAAGAAUCCAUCAGAAAUAUCCAUAAAUGUUAAGAUAAUCUCUCCGAAUGAUCAUACCUAUGUGAAUAUUGCAAGUCCUAGAUUGUUGACUGAGCCUGAAAAGAUCCAGCAAGUACUUUUUAGUCUUCAAAAGUUGAUAGAUAGAUUAACUGCCAAUACGAUACAUAAAGUCGAAUAUAUUCAAGGAUCUGUCAAGGAAGUAGAUUUAGAUGAAAGAAAGGUAUAUCUUCAUAAAUCUGAUAUGGUUUUUUAUUAUGAUAAUUUAAUUGUUGCAACGGGUACCAGAAUGGAUUCAGCUGUAUUCAAGUUAGACAAUAUUCGUGACCAUAACUACACCAUCCAAGAAUUGAACAAAUUGGUUGAAAAUAUUAAAGAGGCUGAAAGUAUUGCUGUCAUAGGGGCAGGUAUCACUGGAGUUGAAGUUGUAGGAGAGUUGGCCUCAAACUAUAGUAAAACCAAGAGUAUUGAUUUAUAUACUGGUGCUGAAUAUCCAUUACCCGAAUUAAGAGAGAGUCACAGAAUUGCUGCGGCUGAAAGAUUAACAAACUUUGGUGUGAAUAUUAUCAAUAAUGAAAGGGUUGGAGUCAACAAGGAUAUGAAAUCGGUUAUUCUUAAUGAUGGAACUACAAAGCAGUAUUCACUAAUUAUUCCAGCAUUUAGAAAUUUUCCAAAUACGGAGUUUCUUCCUAAGCAGGUUUUGAAUGACUCUGGGUACGUCUAUACUGACAAGCACCUCAGACUUGAACAAUAUCACAACGUCUUCUGCUUAGGAGAUAUCAUAGAAAUGGGUGCAGGCUCAUGUAUCGAUUUAAUGUUUUCUCAAAAGGAGGUCUUUGAAUCUGUAGUGGAUUUUGAAAUAUUUGAGCAGAAGUCUGUGCAAUUGAAGGAACAUAAGAAAAGUGAAACGGGUUACAGGUAUGUGAUUCCAUUGGGUAAGGACGGAGGAAUUGGCGCUGCGUAUGGAUUCUCACUUCCAAAUUUUAUAGUUAGGUUAUCAAAGGCCAAAGAUUACUACAUCCCUAGAGGAAAGGACUUUUUCACUUAA
Messenger RNA from Hemisphaericaspora subhashii, 1125 nucleotides. Its product is annotated as NAD(P)/FAD-dependent oxidoreductase. NCBI's taxonomy places the organism in Eukaryota, Fungi, Ascomycota, Pichiomycetes, Serinales, Debaryomycetaceae. The coding region runs from base 1 to 1125 and encodes 374 amino acids. The record is from RefSeq and is a predicted model, not a curated record. Gene Ontology annotation, cellular component: cytoplasm. Gene Ontology annotation, molecular function: electron-transferring-flavoprotein dehydrogenase activity; flavin adenine dinucleotide binding. The transcript has a single exon.